AUGGCAGCGAAGAAGUCAGCACAAAGAGGAGUGAAAGCGAUUAGAAAAAACAGCCAAACGGACAAUAACAAGAGCAACAACAAUACUAAGAAGCUUAGUAAGAAAGACAAGAUUCCAAAGUAUGUUGAUCUACCCAGCGAUGAAGAAGACGAUAUUAUUGUGUCCGAUGAAGAUCUUGAAUUUUUUGCUCAGAAUGAAGAGUUUGCAGAUCUGUUGACAAAUAUGGAUUCGAAUGAAUUCACAAAAAACUUGACGUUGAAGGACGGAGAAGAGAACAAGCCCAAGAAAAAGCCUUCUCAUGAAUCUGACGAAGAAAUGGAAUAUGAAGUGAAGCCAAGAAAAGUAGCCAAUGAAUGGACAAAAAAGGAUUAUCACACAAAGUUGCCCAUCAAGUUACCAGGUGGUAAAAUCCGUCAAAUAAAUGAAGAAGAACUAUCAGAAAGGAAUAGAGAUCAAGGCAUAGAUAGUAAAGCAGAAACGGAUAGUCACAAAGAAGUAGUUAAGACUGAGACGACUGAUCUUCAGAAAGAGGCAGAGGAGGAUGAAGACGAAGAGGAAGAGGAAGAAGAGGAGCCUCAGCUCACGAAGAAAGAAUACAUCAUGAAGAAAAAAGAAGAAUUAGCUGCCAUUGCUUUAAAUAUUCAAGGAGAUCCCGAUGAGAAUAUCUCGCAAUUAAAAGCACUUCGUGAUAUAUACAGAGAUGAUAAUCCUACUAUCAGAAAACUGUCACUGCUCACUCAGUUAGCUGUAUAUAAAGAUAUUAUUCCUGGCUAUCGUAUUCGUCCUCUCACUCAAGCUGAAGAAGAAACUAAAGUAUCGAAGGAAGUCAAGAAACUCAGAGAUUAUGAAAAGACACUUUUGAGCAACUAUGAAGCCUUCCUCAAAGAUUUGAAUGUUUUAUUGUCGAGAAAAAAGACAGAAGAAGAUGCUUCCAUGUCGUUAGUUGCUACCCGUUGUCUAUGUGAACUUCUGAUUGCAAAGACUCAUUUUAACUUCCGUCUGGAAAUUAUGGUAGCCAUUGUUACUCGUAUGAGUACCGUUAAAUGGAACGAAGCAGCUCAGCUGUGUGCUGAAACGUUGAUCACAGUUUUUGAAAAUGAUGAAUCGGGAAGAUACUCCUUGGAUGCUGUCAAAAUGAUCAUUAGAAUGAUCAAAUCCAAAGGCUUCGUUAUCAGCGAGAAAGUUAUCGAUACAUUUUUGCACUUGCGACUCAAGGAUGAAUUGGCGCCUGUUCAUGGAAAGUCAGAAAAUGAAGAGAAGGUCGGUAAGAAGAGAAAGAACAACAGCAAACCAUUUUUGACAAAGAAGGCACGUAAAACUUUGAAGGAGACAAAGGAAAUUGAAAAAGAAUUUCAAGAAGCAGAAGCAGUAGUUAGUAAAGAAGAAAAGGAUAAGAAUCACACAGAAACGCUGAAAUUAAUAUUCGCCUUGUAUUUCAGAAUCUUAAAAAAACAGACAUCCUCGCCGCUUUUACCCGCUGUUUUAGAGGGCCUUUCCAAAUUUGCACACUUGAUCAGCAUUGAUUUCUUUGACGAUUUAUUAGCUGCGCUUCGUGAUGUUAUGCUUACUUUCGAAGACUCGAAUGAUAUUUCUCGAACCAGCUCUGGUACACGCAAACGACUAUUAUGUAUCAUCACUGCUUUUCAACUUAUGUCAGGACAAGGUGAAGUUCUGAAUUACGAUUUGAAAGACUUUUACACAGAACUCUAUAAGAUCUUAUUUAAAGCUACUUAUCAUACCAAGAUUGAGGAGAAGCCAGAGAGUCAAACUGAGAAUGAAAGUGAUAUGAUUAUCAAAUGCCUGGAACUCAUGUUUUUGAAGAAACGUCAAAUUCCUGUGAACAGAAUGGCAGCCUUUAUGAAACGAUUCGCUCUUGUGGCAUUGAAUAUGCCUAGCAAAACAGCUUCCCAAUGUCUUGCUUUAUCGAUGAGACUGAUGCAGAAAGACCAUCGUUUAGACGCACUUUUACAGUCAGAGGACAGAGUUGCCACUGGAGUUUAUUCUCCUUUAUUAGACGAUCCUGAACUUUGUAACCCAUUUGGUACAAGUCUGUACGAAUUGUUUCUUUAUCAGAACCAUUAUGACCCAAAUGUCAGAAAUUUGGCCAAAUCGUUGCAAACGGCCAAUUCCAGCUAA
Messenger RNA from Mycotypha africana, 2136 nucleotides. Its product is annotated as nucleolar complex-associated protein-domain-containing protein. Gene Ontology annotation, molecular function: chromatin binding. Bases 1 to 2136 code for a protein of 711 amino acids. Gene Ontology annotation, cellular component: nucleolus. The record is from RefSeq and is a predicted model, not a curated record. Lineage: Eukaryota; Fungi; Mucoromycota; Mucoromycetes; Mucorales; Mycotyphaceae. Gene Ontology annotation, biological process: DNA replication initiation. The transcript is spliced from 7 exons.